AUUUAGUAAUGAGAAACUGCAAGUGACCAACGCAUCUUCGAAACAUCUUAAGAAUGAAUAUCUCUUCCAUGGCAAGGGAAGAUGUCGUCCUGUGUUUCAUCACUUAAUCCACGACCCCUCGUAAUACACACAACCAAAAUUCAUCAUAAUUUCGCCCUUAUAUGCCCUAAUAUAGACACAAGUGAGGCCACGCUUACUUUGCGCAGGUUGAUAAAGCUUGGAGAGCAGGUUAGUUAUGCUGCAACAGCAAAAAGAUAUGGUUACAGUCACUCCACAGUAUCAAGGCCUCACCCUGGGUUUCAUGGAUCUUAUGCAGGGAAGUUUGGAAACUAUCAACUUAUGAGAGGUAUUCGAGCAGGGAGCACAAGGCACAGUGAGGGAAUGCAGGAUGAUGAGUGUAUCGUAUGGCAGAGCUGUGGUGAGAAGUAAACCUUAUGGCUGGAGGCAGAGGUACGGAUACCGCCGAGCCUCUAGACCCGCCUCCAGCCACCUUAGAAGUGCCGGUGUACUCAGGGGUCUGGAUAGCCAUGACAGUUGUAAUCUGUACGGAUCCGUAGAGCUUUAAAAGUUGAGAGGGAAACACCUCAAACUCGUACCUGGCGGGGGG
This is a messenger RNA of Lindgomyces ingoldianus, 607 nucleotides long. RefSeq lists its product as uncharacterized. The record is from RefSeq and is a predicted model, not a curated record. The transcript has a single exon. Bases 82 to 429 code for a protein of 115 amino acids. Lineage: Eukaryota; Fungi; Ascomycota; Dothideomycetes; Pleosporales; Lindgomycetaceae.